CGAUUGAAUUGUUAUUAAAAGAAGGGGUCUCAAUUUGCUCACUCAGUUGAAAAGUACCUAGAAGCACGAAGAUUCAAAAUUGGAGAUAAGUAGUCAAAAUACGAAAAUAGACGCCAAAAUCGUAUUAAAAUCACCAGAGCAUUACAAAUAUUUAUACCUAGAUAUUGUUGGAUAACGGUUACUUCCUUGAUUCGGAAUAAUACAAAUAAAAUGUGAUAAUGGCAAAAAGCUGAAAACGAUUUAAAACAGAUAUUCAAACUCUGGAAGGAGGUUCAGUAAGUUCAAUUCACCAAACACAAGAAUGGCGGGGCCAAAUUUUACCCUCCUAUCGGGGUUACUAUUGAUGUACAUUUCUUUCGAAAUUGUGACAUCACGAUCAUUGGAUCAUAUUACUAUACCACACAAUGCCAAAACUGGACACUUAGUCGCAAAAUUUGAACAAUUCGUGGAUGCAUCCAAAACAACUCUUCACGAACUUGGAACACAUUUAGGGGAUAUCUUUCAACUUAGUCCAAUGGGGGACCUUACUACAAAGUCUGAUAUAUCUCAUUUAAAAGGACAAACUUUGGAAUUCCCUGAUAGCCGGGUGUAUCCAGUAAAAAGAAUACAUAUAGCAGAUACAUCUGGAUUCCUCAGAUCCCAACGUGAUCUUUACAAAGGAAGUAUAUAUCAAAGUAGCCCCAAAGGCUCCACUGUGUGGAGUUCCAAUAGUAUUUGCUUCGACCAAUCAAAAGAUUCAGAGCUAUCAUUUAGGCUAAUUGGUGCUGGGAGUGAAAAGUUUACUACCCAGAAAGUGAAAAAUGUCCAUAACUGUGUUCAAAUUGCAACCACAUCUCAAAUCGAUGACCAACCAAACACCAUAUAUGAUCUCACUCUCACCGCUAACGAUGGAUUCCAUUCUGCAUCGACCAGUAUCAAAAUCACUGUACACAAAUCACCGUUCGCCGUAGAAACCAACGACAUCCCAGAUGACGAUGAUGACACCAAACCUGAGACCACACAACAUUCCAGGAAAAGACGCGCAGUUGAUACAACCACGAGGAUAUUUGUACUCCCCGAAGAUGUUGAUACAACUAUGGACCUCUUCAUUGUCAAGAUUGACCAACAAGAUUUAUCUCAUCGAUUCGCUAUCAAAGAUGCUGUUAACUCAAGCCUCCAAAUUGAUGAUCAGAAGGGUUCAAUUAAGCUGAAGACUACCGAAAGACUAGAUAUUACAGUACAACCAGAAAUCAGCUUCGUUGUCAUCGUGACCAAGACAAAUGACGCAGACUAUGAACACGAACUGCCACACAAGUUCGUCCUGCGACCUAAGGAUGAUGAAAGGCCAAUUUUCUCUAACUUACCCCGCCCAAUGUUUAUUGCAAUUCGUGUAAACACCCAGCCAUAUACCCAGCUUUACCAUCUGAAGAGUAGAGAUGCUGCCCUGGGGGGAAAGAUCUUCUAUAAGAUAGAAUCAGGUGCUGAUGGUCGGUUCAUGGUGGAAAAUGACACGGGUAUUGUGCGAACUCUUGGUGAGAGUGCAUUUGACGCUGAUGCUAGCUACGUCGUUGCACUCUCAGCUGAGGACCAUGGGGCCCCUGGAAUGAAAAGAGCAACCCCCAUACAAACCCUCACUGUUUUUGUGGGUGAUGCUGCUCCAAGGUUUGACAUGGAUCGUUUCACUGUUGAUCUGCACGAGAAUACACCAACAAGUGAAGUUAUCGCCAACAUAACUGGGAUGUCAUACGACGGCCAACAGCUAAGGUACACUAUGAGCCCACUAGAGGGCACUCCAAACGACCUGUUCAGGUUGAACCCUGACAACGGAGAACUGAAAGCAUUGCAACAGCUGGAUUACGAGAAGGACCAGCAGGUGUAUAAGUUCAAGGCCAUCGCUACGGAGCUUGUCAGUAGUGGAACAGCACGAACUGCAGAAUCCUAUGUUGAUGUAUUCCUCCAUGAUUUGAAUGACAACGCUCCCUAUUUUCAACUGGCCUAUCACGUCGUGCGAGACUUCAAUGAGGAGAAUACUCAGAAUACAGAAGUCACGAAAGUUUCUGCCGUUGAUAUCGACAGUGGACUUAAUGGAGAGCUAGUUUAUUCAAUAAUUUCCGAAACCGAAAGUGAAUUUUUCAAUAUUGAGACGUCCGACAAUGUGGCUACAAUCACACUCAAAAAGAGUUUGGAUUAUGAGAUAGCACAUACUCACAGGAUGACUGUUCAGGCCACUGAUAAAGGUGUGCCACCAAGAUCUGGCACAACAGAGGUGAUCAUACACGUGGAUAACAGGAAUGACAAUGCACCCGUAUUCCUCCCAGCCAAUCAGGACAUUGAACUAUAUGAGAAGUCACCUGCGGGAACAAUUGCAACGGUGGCUCAAGCUUACGACCCUGAUGGUGAUGAUGUUACAUAUUCAUUCAUCUCUGGAAGUCUAACAUCUGGACCAUUUGAGAUAAAUGCCACGACUGGCGUUAUUAAAGUCAGGGAAGAUUUAUCAGCCACUACGAGUGAAUACACUUUGCAAGUAGUUGCUAGGGACAACGGAGCUUGUUGCCAGGGGAGCAAUUCUGGACAACAAACAACAUCAACAAUAAAAGUGACCUUAUUUGGGCUUAACACACCACCGACAUUUAGAUCAUGCCAAGAUCAGACGAUUCUGGAAAAUAGAGAUGCAGAUACUUUUGUUGUGAAGCUUGAAGCAGUGGAUCCAGAUGGCGGACAAAACGGGCAAACAAGUUUCAACAUCCGCUAUACUUCCUCCGAGGAAAAACUGUUUUCGAUCAAUGAAGAUGGUGAAGUGAAAUCUCUGAAACCGUUUAACCACGAGGCAUCUGAAAAUAAAUUUGGGGUGACCGUUGAGGUUUCUGAUAGUGGGUCGCCUCCGCUGAGUUCCGUUUGUUUCUUCUUUGUGCAAGUUACUGAUGAAAAUGACGAGGCUCCUAUUUUUGACGCAACAAGUUACCAAACAACAAUCAGGUCAAGCACAGCCACAAAUACUCGUAUAAUAAGGACCCUUGCGACAGAUAGUGAUUCUGGACUGAAUGGAGAAGUUCUUUAUUCGUUGACAACAAACCCAAAUAAUUAUUUCAGGAUUGAUGAAAGUAGUGGAUGGAUAAGCUUAAAUAGUCCUUUGCCUUCGGGUGACAGCCCAGACCUUGCUUUAGUUGUUGAGGCCAGAGAUAGGGGGAGCCCUGUAAAAACCAGUCGGCCAGUGGAUGUAACUAUUCGGAUUAGAAACUCAGGGGUGUUUCCUCCUGUAUGGGCAGAGAAUUACGAUCUUGGGGCACCCAUUAAAAUUCCGGAAAAUAUCCCACAAGACACUAUUAUAAAGGAAAUGAAUGCCAACCCAUCAGGCUUCAUGGGAGAAUUGACGUUCUCUAAACCUAACGGUCUCACGCCAGCUAUAUCUAAAAGUACUCAAGAUUUUGAUUUCCUUCAAAUCGAUGGAGUAAAUGGGGUGAACAUCACAACAUUUGAAAAUCUUGAAUACACGGACGUCAACAAGUACAUAAUAAAGAUGAGGGUUGCGAACAAAGUUGCCGGGACAGUGCAAAUGUUCACAGAUGCAUACCUUAAUGUUGAGCUUGAAGAUGUCAAUGACGAAAUUCCUGUCUUCUUGAGUCUCGAUGAAUCUGGUCGCUACCCUGGUUUUGUUGCAGAGACUGCACCCACGGGAACGACUGUGUUACGUGUACGUGCUGAUGACAGUGAUGGAACCAGUCCUAAUAAUAAGGUUACCUAUAGCAUAGUUGAAGAGGAUGACUGGAACGCUUUUCAAAUAGAUGAAGACACAGGUUAUAUUACAACAAAGCAGACAUUUGGAGCAAGUCAAAAAGAUGAUUUCUUUAUCACCGUAGAAGCAGAAGAUGGCGCUCAAUCAGCCAGGAAAAAUGUUGUUGGACCAAAUAAAGUUACUGUACCAGUCCAUAUCAAGAUUGUGAGACUGGAUAGCGCCCAACCAAUUUUCAACAAAACACGCAGUUUCACUGUGCCCGAGGACCAAGCUGUUGGUGACAAGAUUGGGACUUUAACAGCAUCUCAGUCUGAAAAAUCUGAACGCAAAGUUCGCUACUUCAUCCUUGGUGGUAAUACCCAGAAUACAUUUGGAGUGAACAUGACAAGUGGAGACAUCUUUCUUCUGCGUGAACUUGACUACAAGACAAAUCCUGCAUACACACUAACUUACAUGGCGUUCAAUGGAAUUUCCCAAAAAGAGACAGUAAUCGAGAUCAGCGUCACUGACAGGAAUAAGAAUGCCCCCGUGUUUAAUCCAGUAUUGUAUACUCCCAACGUCAUGGAGAACACACAAGUGGACACGUCACUCUUCAUGGCUUCAGCAACUUAUCCCGAAGACAAUAAUCAACCAAUCAGCUUCAACACGGCAGGAUACUAUGCUUCAGAUUCAAACAGCGUAAACAGGAAGUUCCGCAUUGAUCCAAACACGGGUGCCUUCAAUAUGCUAUCUCCAGUUGAUCGAGAUGCCAAAUAUGGACAUUCUUAUUAUUUGGUGAAUUUACUGGCAACUGUAUCGGCUCAACAGUCUAUUGAGAAUAUGGGAAUAUCCGUUGCUAACGUUACAGUUGGGGAUCAGAAUGAUAAUGCACCAUUGUUCGACAGUUGUUGUCUCCAUGGUUACGUCCAAGAAAAUUCGCCCAGCGAACGCAGUGUACUAACUGUCAAGACCAUUGAUCCAGAUGCAGAAGACAACAGUCGCAUCAUUUAUUCAUUAGUAGAUGGCGCUGACACACAGGCUCCUGAUGGGCGCCCCCUAUUCAAAAUCAAUCCUACUACAGGCUUGAUCGCAACAGCUAUUGACACCCAAAAUACUGAGUUACUUGACCGUGAAAGUGAUGAUAAAGAGUAUAAUGUAGUAGUUGUCGCUACUGACCAAGGAACUCCACAACUAAGUGCAACAGCUGUGGCUACUAUUACUCUCACUGAUGCAAACGAUAACCAGCCUGAGUUUACAGCGAGCCAGUACGGCACAAAUAUGCCAGAGGAAAUCCCAAUCGGUGGCAGCGUGCUUGAUGUUGACAUAAUGGACAAAGAUAUCGAUAUAAAUGCUGAAUACGAUUUGACGCUAUCAGGCCCAAAUAACGAUUACUUUUACUUUGAUAAACUGUAUGACGCAUCAGUUGGUGUACUGAAGAUUCAAAAGAGGGUAGAUUAUGAGACAUCUCCUAGAUCAUUUGACUUGACUGCCACUGUACGUGAUACACUUGGCCGCACAGAUACUGCAAGAAUAGUUAUCAACGUCACUGCUGUAAAUGAAGGUCCAGUUGUGACCCCUAGCUACAUUGAGUUAGAUGUUGAAGAGGACACAAAAGAGGGAGACACUGUCACUACAUUUAGUGCCGUUGAUGCCGAGGGCAACUCAUUUAGGUAUGAAAUUGAUCGAGAGACUGACUGGCCACAACAUUUUGCUGUGGAGUCUGUAGACCCAGCAACAGGGGCUGUGAAGAUCAAUAAGCUUCUAGACUAUGACAUGGAUGGUGCUGGUCCCCAUGUGGUCCAUGUAUUGGCCAUAGAUAAUGGCAACCCCAGCUCUACAGGCACUGCUACAAUGGUGGUGACAGUUGUAAAUGUAAAUGACAAUGGACCAAUCUUUGACAAAGAGUACAACCCAAUUGUCCAAGAAAACUCACCAACUGGCACAUACGUUGAAAAGGUUGGUGCUGUUGACCCUGAUGACGACACCUCAGACGGAUUCACAUUCAAAUGCGGGACACCUUGUGACGAUUUCUCUGUAGCAUCUGAUGGAGUAAUAACUACAAAGAAAGAGUUUGAUCGUGAAGCAAAACCUAUCUAUGAAGUCCCCAUCGUCAUAACAGACCAAGGGGGCCAAUCAGCAACCAGUACACUAUCUGUAAUUAUUGGCGAUGAAGAUGAAUCACCAAUCGAACCAGGAGAAAAAAAUGUAAUCGCAUACAGUUACCAAGGCAAUCCUACCAUUCCCCCUGACGAGGAGUUAGCUGAUACUGAAAUAGGAAUGGUACAUGUAGAGGACCCAGACAUGUGGCAGCAAAACCUGGAGUAUACAUUCGCUACAGAAAAAAAUAAAGCUUAUUUUACGGUUGACGAAACAACUGGUUUACUGUAUAUAAAGCCACUGAAGAUUCCUCCCGGAGAAUACAACCUGGUUUUCAAUGUAGAGGAUACGAAACAUAACGUUGAGGUCCAGUCCACCGUUAAGGUCACUGUUAUUGGAAUAUUUGAUGACGCUGUCUAUAGCUCGGGUUCUUUCAGAUUUAAGGGUACGACAGCCAAAGAAUUCAUCACAGCACCAUCUGGUGGUGGAAAAAGUAACUUUGUCAAACUUCAAGAGCUAAUUGCACAGAAACUGAACACUAAAGUGGAAUUUGUGGACAUCUUUAGUUUACGAGACGAUAUGUUUAAUGGUGAAAAAGUACUUGAUGUUCGCUACAGUGCACAUGGCUCCCCCUAUUAUCGUGAGGCCAAACUAAAUGGAAUUAUGGGUGAAAAUAUCGAGGAGAUUGAAAACUUACUGAACUUGGAAAUUGGCAGCCUGCCAAUUGACAACUGCAUCGCAGAGAAAUGUCCAUCAGGCGGAUGCACAAACAAACUGGUGACAAGCUCAAAGCCAGUUAUUAUUGACUCCAAUGGUACAGCCCUUGUAGGGGUUGAUACCAGGACGGAGGCAGUGUGUGAAUGCAGUCUUGGUAUGCCCUCUACAAAUGUACAGGCUUGUGGCCCAUUGGCAUGUCUCAACAAUGGGACUUGUACUCCAGUACCCGGAACAACAGAUGCAGGCUAUACAUGCGAGUGUCCACCAGGUUUUGAUGGCCCCAGGUGUCAACAGAGGAAACAUAGUUUCCAAGGCGACGGUUGGGCGUGGUACAAGACGCUCUCCCAAUGUGAAGACAGUCUUACUAGCCUGGAGUUUAUGACUACACAGGGGACAAACAGCUUGCUAUUAUACAAUGGACCUAUUAACAAAGUUGAUUUGAAUGAUCCAGACUCUGCUUUCCCACGAGACUUUAUCGCAAUCACAUUGCAAGAUGGGUACCCAAGACUCAAAAUAGAUCAUGGAUCUGGAGCUCUCGAAUUGACAAUAACGGGGAAAGAUAGCAACGGUGCACAAGUACUCAACAAAUUGAAUGAUGGGAAAUGGCAUAAACUUGACGUCUAUAGAUCUGGAAAGGACGUCAGAUUGGUUGUAGAUGACUGCGAUAGCUCUGUAGUCCCAUUCGAAGAUCGUAACUGGAUUGCCGAUCGAACCCCCUGCGAAGCUAAAGGCGUCACUCCAGGUGGAAGUAAAUAUCUGAACAUAAAGACUCCACUGCAGUUAGGUGGAAGAUCACGUAUGAGUAUAUCACCAAGUUACCCAGCUGGUCUCGUAACAGGAGGAUUUGUGGGAUGCGUGCAGAACCUCCAGCAUAAUGGAGAGCUGUACGAUCUGCACAUCGGAAGUGCUGGUAACCAUGAGAACUCCAAAGAUGGCUGCCCAAGGGAAGCUACAGGUUGUAGUGGUAAAUGCAAGGGCAGUUCGACAUGUGUUGCUUCUCUUGAUGGUCAACAUACAUGUACCUGUUUACCAGGAUAUUACGGGGCUGACUGCGAUGAAGAAUUUGAAGCAUCUGAUUUUGGCGCCAACUCUUACCUAGAAUGGACACCCAGGUCCUCAUUCAUCAGUAGCGCUAAUACGAUGCCCCGCAGGACAUCCGCCAUUCAGUUGAUGUUUAGAACUAGGCAACCAGAUGGCGUAUUGUUCUCUGGAAGUAAUGGUGACAAUAACCCCCUCUAUAGGAAAUAUAUAAUCAUCGAGUUGAAAGAUGAAAAAUUGCAAUUCCGUCAUAAUCUUGGCAACGAUGAUGAUGUCAUAAGAUUGACUGAAGUCUCAGCCAAUGAUGGAGCCUGGCAUACAGUGAAAGUAGAGCGAGUGGGGAAACUGUUCACACUGAAAAUGGACAAUGGAGAAGGUCGUUUCUUCAACCAAUCGGUAGGAGUGGAUUAUUCACUCCGUUAUUUUGUUCUCACUGGAGCGCCCAUAUAUGGAGGAGCAGAUGUCAUUGAUAAUACCAUAUAUGGAGAUUAUAAAGAUGGCUGUAUGAAAGACAUUCGCUACAAUGAAAAAUGGUUCCCCCAGACUGAUGAACUAGAGUCUGUAAGUGGGGUUGCUUCUGUGAGAAGUGUCAACGUGAAUGAGGGGUGUAGUGACGGCGCUGUUUGCAGUCCCCCUGUCCUAAACUGCCCCGCAGAUGAGGUGUGUCUGAACAUUUGGCGGAAAGCUGUGUGCGGAUGUGCCACGGGUAAAGCCAAAGCAGAUGUCGAUGGUGUGAGUGUGUGUAUAGAUAUAAUCACAUGCGAGCCUAACCCAUGUGAGAAUGGUGGCGUGUGCCAACCAUUUUCUGCAGCUUCAGAUAUCAGAAAUUACAGGUGUGUGUGUCCAGAUAAUUGCCUUGGUUACAAUUGUGAAACAUGUACAGAAGAGGUAGUAGCUGUCUCCGUGACAACAGGAAUGAUUGUUGCCAUAGUGAUCUGUCUCGUUGCUUUGAUUUUGAUACUCCUUCUUUGCGUAUUGUUCGUGAGUCGUCGUGACAAGCGCCAUCUAUUGCUAAAUGUAGAGCCGGAGAGUGAUGUCAGAGAGAACAUGGGUUACUAUGACGAGGAGGGGCCAGGAGAUGAAGACAUGCAUGCCUAUGACAUCAAUACAUUAAGAAAACCUGUAGACUCAGAGCCACCUAUUGGUCGCCCUGAAAAUACAAGACCUGUACAUAGCGGAGCACCCUUUGAUAGAGACCAACCAGACAGAGACCAACCAGAUAUAGGGGACUUCAUGGAUAAACGCUUAGGUGAUGCUGAUGAUGACCCAAAUUCCCCACCAUUCGAUAGCGUCAGGGAGUACGAAGAGGAAGGAUCCGGUAGUACUGCGGGAAGUUUGAGCUCUCUAAACACGAGCAGUAGUGGCGAUCAGGACUUUGACUAUCUUAAUGAUCUCGGACCAAAAUUUAAAAAGUUGGCUGAUAUGUAUGGAGCGGGACAAGAUGAAUAAUUAGAGUUCACUGUGCUUUCAUUUGAUGACAGAGUAGUCUUGCAACAAGUCAAACAGGAGAUUAAGCUACAUGUUUUAAGAGACUUGGACGUGAAUGUGUGUGAUGUUAUUACCCCCAGAGAUAAUUAACUCUCCCCAUCUCAGCUGGUUUCUUUAGGGACUAAAUACAACUAUUUCCCUUAUUAUAUAAAAGAAUAUACAGGCCCGUAGCCAGUUGGGGGUUCGACGGGUUCGAGUUAAUUUUUCAAAAAGUGAACCCCCCCUUGGCAAAUCCUGGCUAUGGGCCUGAUAUAUAUUGGCAAAUAAAUAUUAUGAAGUGUGAACUAUUCCGA
This is a messenger RNA of Owenia fusiformis, 9324 nucleotides long. The record is from the annotation of a GenBank genome assembly. NCBI's taxonomy places the organism in Eukaryota, Metazoa, Annelida, Polychaeta, Sabellida, Oweniidae.